This is a messenger RNA of Aureobasidium pullulans EXF-150, 2045 nucleotides long. RefSeq lists its product as uncharacterized. The coding region runs from base 210 to 1889 and encodes 559 amino acids. Lineage: Eukaryota; Fungi; Ascomycota; Dothideomycetes; Dothideales; Saccotheciaceae. The record is from RefSeq and is a predicted model, not a curated record. The transcript has a single exon.
CAAUUAUGAAUAGGUCUGUUGUUGAUUCGAGUGAUCACUCACUGUUCGGCUUCGACCGUACUCGAAGCUUGGUCUUCCAUUCUACCCUUGUCGCAUCUUGACACAGCUUCCUUCCCUGCUUUGGUUGCCUAAACAUUAUCGCGACGGUCGCACAAAGACUCGACUGAACCUCGAGACAAAAUUCGCUACAACCGAGAGACACGCUUAUCAUGCCGCCUCGACUCUUCGAACGACUUUCGGCGGCCUUCUGGGGAUACGUGUCGCCGCAGCAGGCUGCCGCGCACAAAAGAAUUACCGUCACUCGCACCGCCCGACCGUCCACCGCGUCGCCGUACAAGUUCAUCACCCCCGAACGCCACGUUGGUGGAUACAAACCACUUACUCCCGAAGACACACAGCCCGGCUCCAAACGAAAGCGACUCACCGAGAUCGAAGACCAGAGAAAGAGAAGACGUGCAGAACGCGAAGCUGAACUUGAAGCCAUCUGCCUGGAAGACCUGAAGCUAGAGUACUUGGCAAGACCUGUAGAUCAGUACGAAAGCGAUGGCAUCUUCUCCGAGGACGACGAGUAUGACAGUGGUGACGAGGACGAGGAGGGAGGCGCUUAUUACGACCACGAUGUCCACAACCCAACCUUCGAUACCCCAGAGACAAUGGGACAAGUCUUUGAGGGAGAGGGAGACUACGACGAUGGCAUUGAGUACGACUACAGUAUCUACAACCCGACAAUCCGCUCAGACAGGCCUCUGUCAGGCAUGGAAACUCUUCUGCCGAGCACCAUAAUCAGACAGACGCCCAAAGUAGUUCCUCACAUCGUCAUCGACAGUGUUGAGGAAGAGGAAGAGGAAGAGGACGAUGUGAUUAACGUCCUUCCCCGUCACGACACUCCUGUCUAUGGUAAUGGAGAUGAGGACCUCAUCGUUUUUGCCGACACAGACGCCAGCGACAACGAUGCGCUCGACGUCGAAUACGACAAAGACGACUCUUCCAUCAUCGCCUCAAACAACAACGCUUCCAUCUUCGAGUCUUUCUUCGAGGAAGCCAUCGAUGGUGACACCAUCCUUGUCGACUCACGCGCCCGCGUCGGUAGUCUCGAAGACGAGCGCGUGACCAAGCAACAACUGCUCGAUCGCAACUGGCCCGAGAACAACGUCUGGCUCGUCCAACGCAUCCACAACCGCGGUCGCGAACCCCUCUUCGCCAACCACUGGCGUCUCGACUUUCCCAUGAUGCCAGAAGGCAUGUUUCUCCCUCCCCACCACACCCAUCCAGGCUACAUAAACACCCUACGCUCCGCAGACUUCCGCGCCAAACACGCCUUCAACCGCCUCAUGCAACUCGGCCCCAAAGUCCGCGAUAAACUUCUCGUAAACAAGAGUCCGGAAAAUCUCAUCGUGGCUGAGAUCCGCCGUUACAUGGAUUGGGGUGAAUGGGACUCCAACAAUCAAUACCCCAAUCAUCCAUUCAUCAAAAUCCAUGCAGGUGGCAGAGAUGAAGACGUAGAAGCCAUGCAGGAUGAACUAUUGAGUCGUCUGCAUACCUUGCAUCAACAUUGGACUGUUCAAACUUCCACCACACCAUUCCCUUCCGUCCCUAAUCGUCCUGACUUCAAUACGCCACCACCACUCUAUGGUACCUUGGUUUCGCACAGACUCGUCGGUAUCGUGGCCUUUGUACCCGGUGGCGAUUCGAGCGAUUCGGUGGGAUAUCUACGCACGGUCGGUGUUUUCGAUUUCAGCAUUUCCGGCUAUGACGUUUGGACUUCUCUGGCGCUCGCUUUGCUGGUCAUUCAUGUCAGGGAUGUGGGUGUCAAGAGAGGUUGUGCGAGAAGACCUUCUGGAUAUAGGGAUCGUUGGGCUCAGAGACUUAGUCAGGAUCGUGAUGCUUAGAGGUGGUGUUUCAAGGUGGUCGAGGUGUUUUCUGGUUUCUUUUUUUUUUCUUCCACUGCGAUUUCGCUGAGGAAUGUUUUCUCUACGAUGUGGAGGGAGUUGGUGCGGUUUAGUGGCUGAUGGUAUUCCAAGGGCACUGGUGUUUCUCGUUUUCGU